Molecule: messenger RNA, 4461 nt
Organism: Xenopus laevis (African clawed frog)
Lineage: Eukaryota; Metazoa; Chordata; Amphibia; Anura; Pipidae
Gene: ncbp3.S
Product: nuclear cap-binding protein subunit 3
Exons: 13
Coding region: 389-2206 (605 amino acids)
Cellular component (GO): nucleus
Molecular function (GO): RNA cap binding; RNA 7-methylguanosine cap binding; mRNA binding
Source: RefSeq, a predicted model, not a curated record
CCCAUUAAACUGCAUUUCAGGGGACGCGCCACAUUAUGAACUCAAUCACAAACCUACUUUAACUUAAAAGCCGAAAAUACAAAAUCAAGGGAAGAUGCGAAAACCCAGCUGCGGUCGGUCUGAAAGCAUUAACACAUAACCCGAGUAAAAUGAAAGAGAAGAAUAUAGUCGUCCAGUCCGCAGACAAUUUCAUAGCCUUAUCUUGCUAGCGACAGACAAACGAUGUCAUCACGCAUAAGCGUCUUGGUUUGUGGCCACAACCAACAUGGCCGUCGCCCCUUCACCUGCUGGUCAUGUGCCGCAUCCCUUCUAACCUGUUAACACUCCUACUCUAUAGUCGCCGGGGUUUGUGGAACCCGGUUGUGUCCGCAGCUGUCUGUGGCGUGAAAUGGCGGCGGUGCGAGGGCUUCGGGUGUCGGUGAAGGCGGGCGGCGGCGGCGCUGAGCCUGAACCUAUGGAAGUGGAAGAAGGGGAGGUGGAGGCCCCAGCGGAGCAGACCUCCCCGCGGGAGGUGGUAUCGGACAACAAUCGGCGCUAUGAGAACAGGGCUGGAACCUUUAUUACUGGGAUUGAUGUCACUUCAAAGGAGGCUUUUGAGAAAAAGGAGCAGAGGGCAAAGCGCUUUCAUUUUCGAGCGGAAGUCAGUGACGAUCAAAGGAAUGUUGUACUAGAUCGAGAGAUGAUAAGAAAAGCAAUCCCCAAAGUGCGCCUAGAAACUCUUUAUGUGUGUGGUGUUGAUGAUAUGAGCACUCAGGAUAUCUUUGGAUUCUUUAAGCAAUACCCUCCAGGAUACAUUGAAUGGCUGGAUGACUGCUCCUGUAACGUUGUGUGGCUGGAUGAGGUGACUGCUUCUCGUGCUUUGUUAAACCUAAGCAGCAUGCCCACUAAUGAAAAAGGCCAAAGAAAAAAAGAUGGGCAACACCGUUCUGCCAGGUCCAAAAAGGAUAGACUUGAUGACAGUCCACUGAGCUCUGGAGAUGAGACUGAGGAGGGUGAAGUAGAAGAGGACAAUCCCAGUGAAGCAGAAGUUGAAACUGAAAACAAAACCGUGAACUCACCAGAUACACUUUCCAAAGCUGAACAGGCAUCUUUAUUGAAAAACGAGCUCCGACCUUCCAUUAAAAUAGUGAAAGAAAAUCGGCUAUACAUGAGAUUUGCCACUAAAGAGGACAAGAAAGAGCUUGGAGCAGCACGUAGGAGUCAGUACUAUAUGAAAUAUGGAAACCCUAACUAUGGAGGGAUGAAGGGUAUCCUCAGCAACUCAUGGAAGAAAAGAUACCAUUCCCGGCGCCUUCAAAGAGAUGUAAUAAAGAAGAGGACUUUUAUCGGGGAUGAUGUUGGUUUAACACCAACUUACAAACACCACCACUCAGGACUGGUGAACGUUCCAGAAGAACCCAUUGAGGAAGAAGAGGAGGAAGAGGAAGAAGAUAUGGACGAGGAUGAUCGUGUGGUAGAAUAUAGAGAUGAGCUUCAGGCAUUUAAAAGAGAACGGGAAGGUGCACGGCGCUCUGCAGCCAGCAAUUCUGACUCCGAUGAGAUGGACUAUGAUUUGGAACUGAAAAUGAUCUCCACACCUUCACCAAAAAAGAGCAUGAAGAUGACUAUGUAUGCCGAUGAGGUUGAGUCUCAGCUCAAAACUAUAAGAAACUCUAUGAGGUCUGAGUCCGUAGGCAACAGUGUGAAAAGUCGAAUUGGCAGCAAAUCCCAUUCUGAGAAACCAGCUGAUGUGCGGCUGAUACUAGAAGAGAAAAGGCAAAGUACAACAUCAGGGCAACAAUGCAGCAGUGGGAAAUCAGAUGUGCGCCAAAGGCUUGGAAAGAGGCCGCAUUCCCCUGAAAUAAGAAAAACGUUAACCGUAGCUCCCACAUCCCGAAGAGAACCAUUGUCUGACGUACACAGCCGACUGGGUCUGCCAAAACAGCCUGAAGGAAAAGGACUGUACUCUGACAGCAAGGAAAAGAAAACAGGAAGUCUUUGGAAUCGCUUAGGAACUGCUCCAAAAGAGAAGGACAGACCCAGUGAAAAGACAGAGAAAUCCCUGGCAGCCCCAGAAGAGGAGGACACUGUAUUACAACAAGUCUGGGGAGCUCUGAUCAAAGAAAAGGAGCAAAUCCGGCAGAAAAAAAGCCGUCUGGACAACUUGCCUUCCUUACAAAUCGAGAUAAGCCGGGAAAGCAGCUCUGGCUCAGACACAGACUCCUGAUGACUUUAGACUGAUGUUGCACUGGACUAAAGCUUCUAAAGCAUGGCAGCCACCCCAAAAAUCUGCCCCCUCUGCCUUUCACAAACCUUUAUUAUAUAUGGAAGCUGAGACACCAGUAGUGGCAGUGGUGUCCUCAAUGCACCUUUAUAUCUCGGAUUACCAGAGAUUAAACAGUAGGUAAUGGUAAUUACUGAGCGUUUCUUUGUAUUUGGUGGAAUGGAAAGGAGGAUCAGUGCAUCGUUUUCCUAUGUGUCGGUCCUCCCCUCCUUCAGAGCAAGGCCUCGCUGGCUUCAUUUGCUGCAGAUGAGUUUUUGUUUUUACUUGUCAGAUUCUUGUUAGGAUAACAGCUAGAACUUAUUUAUACUGCUGUAUAAUUCUAAGACAGAAUCCAGUAUAUGACUUAUUUCAUAUGCAUACAAGCUAUAGGAAUAAAACCCAAUGUUUGCUUCCAUUACAGUCGUUCCAAGAUGUAAUCUGAUGUUAAUGUUCUGCUUCGUAUCCUGAGAGAAGAAAAUUGCUGCAGUAGAUCUGGUGGUUUCUGGCAUGUAUUAAUGUUGGCAGUUCUGUGCUCCGUGAUCUUUUUCUUAGACAACUCUCUACACCAUGUCUGACUGGGCAGCAGCAGCUCUGCACAAGCCAUUAAAGGAGAAUGAAAGGUGAACUAAAAGUAUUGCUGAAUAGAAAGGCAUCCUUGUAUUUAACUGCUCUUAAUUAUUUGUGUGUUAUUGCUUGCACUCUGUAGCAAGCGCUGCUUCGAGAUAGGGAGUCUCUGUCGGAUGACGUUACAAAAAUAAGUCUCUGUUUCUUCCUUGAGUCUCAGUGCGCAUUUGUAGAUAACAAAUUGAUCCUCCUCGCUACGAUGGCGUGCUUAUAGUAAGCUCAGGGCAAAGGCAGGCAUCAUUCGCACAUGCUCACAAAGUAAAAUGCAGGCACGGGAAGUAGCGCUUACCUUACAAAGAUGGCACCGGCAUUUGGAGACAAAGGUUGUAAUUUUGAUCAACCAAAACAAAUGAUAUACUUAGAUCGUAGGCUAAAAACUUAGCGAUCGGCUAGAACAAUGUGUGAACUGUUGCAGAGGGUAGUGGUUAGUUGUUACCUUUCGUUCUUCUUUAAACGCCAGCAACAUCUGGUUUUCAAGCAAUGCUGGAUUUUUGUUUUAUUCAAUAACAACUAAUGGACCUCUGUGUGGAGCUCUCAGUGCAGACUUUUUUUUUUUUUUUGUUAUACAAUUAUGUAUAAAAUCCAUGAUUGAGCUUUGGAGUCAGGGCACAUGCUCAGAUUCAGGGAGAUUAGUUGCCCAGCAACCAACCCUCCCAAACUGCUUCCCAUCGGCUAGAAUGUUUUCCGAAGUCACCCGAAGUUUCCUGGCGAGACGACUCAGAGUGACAUCCUGCAGUGGAUUUACAUUCUAGCGGCGGGAGGCAGUUCGGGGGGGGGGGGGUUGGUUGCCCUGAAGAAAAGAUUUGUUGCCGGGCAACUAAUCUCCCCGAAUCUGAGCGUGUGCCCUGACCCUUGGAGCUGAAAGCACUUUUUGUAGGAUUUGGACUCAAUUCUUGGUGCUCAGCCAACCAAACCUGAACCCUAAAGGUCAUGUGACUUAUAAUAUACUGGACAGCUGUAGGUAGAAAUCUGGAAGAUACGUAUAUGCUCAAAUGGUAAAGACUAAGGCACUUACCAUUGGUUGUUUUCUGCAUCUUCCCCCCCCCCCAGCUUUCUAGGCAUCCCAUGAAGACUUUCACCAUUGGCCCAUGCACAGUAGAGAGGUGCAGAGGAUGCCUGAGAAGCUGGGGAAAGACAGCAGAGAACUACUCCCAGGUUGCUUUUUAAAAAGAGAAGUGCUGGCCUGUGCUAAGUAAUUCAUAUAUAUCAGUGACUGAGGCUUUCAUUGUCCUUUAAUAGUUAAGGUUCAGUAUUUAGCCAAAUUUUUUAGGGAAGAGCUCCGUAUUUGGCCAAAUCCCACGUUGAUGGAUUCAGUGCAGCUCUAAAACAAUUCGAGAGCUCACCUCAACAUAUUGCUCCAGAGAUUCCUGCAUGCCAGAUGCCAUGAGCGCUACUGUCGUAUCCUAGCGCUGGUCCCACAGUACACGUAGCUCAUGUUAAAGGCGGCACAUUUUCAGAAUUCUGUUUUUCCUUUAUUGCCAUCAUCGAUGAGUGGGGGAAUGCAAAUAUCGCUCAUCAUCUGUCAAACUGGUGUAAGCAUUCUGUGUUUUGUUUUUUUUAUACUCUUGCUAUUAAUAACAUCAGUUGUGUUUGUA